Opisthorchis viverrini is the source of this 1470-nucleotide messenger RNA. RefSeq lists its product as hypothetical. Gene Ontology annotation, biological process: positive regulation of transcription by RNA polymerase II. The transcript is spliced from 3 exons. The coding region runs from base 1 to 1470 and encodes 489 amino acids. Gene Ontology annotation, molecular function: RNA polymerase II cis-regulatory region sequence-specific DNA binding; protein dimerization activity; DNA-binding transcription factor activity, RNA polymerase II-specific. Lineage: Eukaryota; Metazoa; Platyhelminthes; Trematoda; Opisthorchiida; Opisthorchiidae. The record is from RefSeq and is a predicted model, not a curated record.
AUGAAUGCCCAAUUUGGACGAAUAAGUCCGGAAGAAGCGCAGUUAGGUGGUCGCCUUGGAGUCGAUGCUGAGCGUACGGAUAAUGGGGAGCGGCUUCUUCAGUUGCGUGCAGAUCAUCGUUUGUUCCUGGCCAUAUCUGAAGAGUAUCGAGCUGAUCUGGCUAGAAAGCUACGUAAAACGCACAGUCGUGUAGACGACGAAGAUAACUUGGAGGAUGAGUGGAGGCUGUUGAAAAUGAAGCGAUCAUGUCCAGUCUUGAGACCUUGUUUGGCUCCGCGUCGGGACUUCCAGCUUGUCAGAAAGUCCUUGGGCAUCAGGUUGGAAAGCGAUGACCAAGUCGAUGACUACAUGGAAGAUGAGGUAUUCCCUUCCGGGUUUAAUAAUUCUGCAUCCACAAAAAGAAUCGAACCCGCCGUCUUUGAGGAGUAUGGUGAUUCCAAUAAUGUCCGGAUACCGAAUGGCGCCGUACAUCACGAGAAAUUGACGAAGGGAAAGCAGAAAAUCCCAAUUAAGUUUAUUCGGGAAAGAGCUAGGCGUCAUUCCACUUUUUCAAAACGCAAGACUGGAAUGAUGAAGAAGGCAGUAGAACUGGCAGAACUCACUGGUGCAGAGGUACUUCUCCUAAUUGCGUCCGAAACCAAUCACGUCUACGCUUACGCGACGAAACGGCUGCGUGGUAUCAUCGAUCUCGAUUGUGGAAAGGAAUUAAUCAAAGCAUGUCUUAGUUCGGAUUCCGAUGCUAAGGAAUCAGAACUUAGUCCAGUUGGUGUAGAUCCUACGGAACACAUGCUUCCUGAGAUGGUAAUCGGGACCACCGGCACAGAAGUCGGGGAGAACAUGCAGCAAGACUUGUCCGGCACUCAAGAAAACAUAUCCCAUAUUCCAACCCCUAUUCCUGCAUCUACGGAUGACGUCAGUCCGUGUAUUGAACAGUCAGGAGGAGACGCUUCUGUGAGAGACUCAGUGGAAGCACCAGAGACAGAUUCAGGAGUAGGUUUGAACAACGUUCUACCCGUCCCUCAAACUCCAACCUCGAAUAUUUCUGUCUCAGUCGCAACUCCCGCCGAGGAAUCUUCUAUGAACUGUUCCAGUAACUGCAACCAAAACGCCUUACAGUGUCAACCUCAGAUAAAUUUUCUCAGUUCCGUGCUCAACUCAGCCAACGCUGGACUCAGUCAACUUGUUCUUCUUCCACAAACCCUUUCAAACUCCUUAAUCGCCGUGCAGAACUUGAAUUCCAUAAUCUGUGCUCCCCUCUCGGUCCCCCUCCACACCAAUAUCAAUGGGCUUAGUGUAAUGUUGCCCACACCUUCAUUCCCGGUUGUAAUUGCGAACUCCCGACCCACUUUGAAUGGCGAGCCGGGUUCGCAAUCGACUGACCAACCGUCCCUGAGUUCCCGGGAAAAGGACCGUACAAAAACCAGAAUCAGAAAGCGUGCAUCAACCCUUUUGCUCCCCCCAAAACGAUGA